Molecule: messenger RNA, 1137 nt
Organism: Wyeomyia smithii (pitcher-plant mosquito)
Lineage: Eukaryota; Metazoa; Arthropoda; Insecta; Diptera; Culicidae
Product: jerky protein homolog-like
Exons: 2
Coding region: 1-1137 (378 amino acids)
Cellular component (GO): nucleus
Molecular function (GO): DNA binding
Source: RefSeq, a predicted model, not a curated record
AUGGGAUUGAAAAAAUCUCAGGUCUACAAUGCUGACGAGUCAGCCAUUUUCGUAAAGCUUCUAGCAUCACGAAGUGUAGUGCUUUCUAACGAGCAUCAACCUGCCGGAAGAAAAUUGAACAAGAUGCGCUACACCUUUAUGCCAUGCAGCAACGUUGACGGUUCAAACAAAUUAAAAUUGAUGUUCAUCGGAACUGCCGCCAAACCACGCUCGUUCCCGGAUAAGGAUAAACUGCCUGUAUCAUAUUAUAGCUCGAAGAAAGCUUGGAUGACGAGGGACCUGUUUAAGUCUUGGUUCUACAACGAGUUUGUGCCAGCUGUGAGAGAGUUUUCAAACAAGUCCAAUUUAGAGCCCAAAGCAUUACUCUUGUUGGAAAACUGCACAGCACAUUACGAUGGAGGAGACGAUUUAGUGUCGGACGAUGGAUUGAUUAAGGUAAUUUAUCUCCCACCAAACGUCACUUCUGAGUGUCAACCGAUGGAUCAAUCAGUAAUCAACGCAGUUAAAAUGCGCUACAAGAGAAAACUGAUGCUGAGGUUAGUUUUGGAAGAUGAGGACCUGAAGUUCGAAGACCGACUCAAAAAAGUUUCCCUACUGCACAGCAUCGACUGGUUAGCAACCGCCUGGAAUGAAAUAGGUUCUUCUACCAUUGAAAAUUCAUGGAAGAAACUGAUUCCCCAGUUUCCUGAUUGCGAGUGGAUUUCUGCUAACACUGAUGAAACUGACAGUGAAAAAGACAUGAGGGCUCUUGUCGCGGCUGUGAAUGCUUUAGCAGGCACCGUGACUUCUGACGAAGAGGUGAAUUUAUGGUUGACGGAUCGCGUGUACGAUGAGAACCGAAACCCAGCUUGGCUCACUAGCGUGGUAUACACGGACGACGAAAUAUUAGAUUCCGUUUUGGGCGAAAGCGGCGGUAACAUUUCACCAAUUAGAGACAUAGCAGAUGAUUCAAAUGACACACAAAUGGACAUGUCAUCAACCUUGGGACAGAAUCAUCUGUAUUCAGAUUUUAACCAUGCCAUUAAAUCUGUCGAUUUUUUGAUUUCUUUUAUGCAACACGAUGCUGCAGAAAUUGUGCGGCUCAAAUCAUUGCGAGCAAAAAUAGUCGAAGACGAAUGGCAAAAACAAAAUUUGUAA